Portunus trituberculatus (swimming crab) is the source of this 1597-nucleotide messenger RNA. RefSeq lists its product as uncharacterized. The coding region runs from base 1 to 1014 and encodes 337 amino acids. The record is from RefSeq and is a predicted model, not a curated record. NCBI's taxonomy places the organism in Eukaryota, Metazoa, Arthropoda, Malacostraca, Decapoda, Portunidae. The transcript is spliced from 4 exons.
AUGAGGAGCAGGGGGCGGAGCUGCACAGUUGACAGGGUGACAGGAGCAGGUGUCAAAAGCUGGACAGACAAGGCGCAACUCCAACAUUCUUCACUUCUGCAGCUGAGGCCGGAGAGACAAGACGUAUCCAGGAGAGAAGGUGGAGGUACUGCCCUACUCUCCUCCAGUUCCAAGAGAGAAGAGAAGCUUUCGUCGGCGCAGUGUCCUUCCUCUGUGAGUGGUCCUUCCUUGGUGUGUUUGCUGUGGUUCGCACGUCGUGUCCUGCGAGAUAGAUAUGGUGGCUGUGGUGGUCGGUGGCAUGCUGGUGUGUCUGCUGCUGCUGUUCAUGUUCGCCAGGGUGUGCUGUCAGUGGACAGACCUGAAGGAGAUGAGAAGGAAGUGGAGAUCUCCAGAAGCAGCCGUCUCCCGCUCCAGGACCUUUACACACUGUCUACUUACGCGCAGUGGGUGCCCACAAGACUUUCCCCUGAGCUGUUUCAAGCCUCCGUCCACCCGUACCUCCUCCCCAGCAUUCCCCUCCAUUCCGUCGUUGCCACGUCCAGUGCCAGGAAUGGCGUGGAGUGCCCCCGUCCAGCGCCCGUUUUCUCUGAGAGUGCCAGUGCCGGUCGCAAUCCCAAGUCUUCUGUCGCAUGGAACUGCAGGCUCGGCGCCGCAGUGCCCCUCGCUGCCCGGGGCCUCUCCACCAGGCCCCAUGUGCCGCCCUUGUUCCCGCCCACUGGAGCCACUCUGACGGAGAACAGUGUGACAAGGCUUGCUGACUUGCCCCUGGCUCCCGUCCACUGCCUGCCCCACAUGUGCACCUCAGAGGCACGCAAGGCCAGGACGAGGGCGUGGGUGCUCUCUCAAAUUGAGGUGCAGGUCGGAGAUGGAGAUGGAGCCUGCUGUGCGGCUGUGAGGCGUGUUGCUGUGAGGGACUGCAGCUGCUCAAGGAAUGGACCAAGGAGUGUGCACGGCUGCAGCCCCACCUACCCCAGCAGGAGACGGCGGUGCAGCUGCAGGAGGAGGAGGAGGUAGGGAAGGAAGCAGCAGAAGAGCAGAGGACAGCUAUGUAGAGAGGAUGGACCAAUAUAGCUGUGUGAUGGCUGUGGUGAGGUGUGGCUCUGAACGUGAAGGUUGUGUUGCUGUGUCUUGCUGCCCCAAUAAGCACAUCACUCACUCAGUGACUGACGUGUGCUUAACCGUUGACUGUGACGAUGUGUGUUCAUGUUAAGUUGAUAUAUUGUGUGUGUUGUCGAGAGUUUGCGGUUUGGUGUGCCUUGAUUGACGAGAACUGUGAUAGCAUUGCAGUGACUGUGCCUUCUGAUGCAUGUAUGUACGCUUUGCCCUCUGUGUGCCUUUGUAAUGCAAGUGUUGUUUUAUAGCAGUGUAAUGUUUUUAUCGGGUUUACCUAGUUGCAUUAGAUGUGGUUUUGAUUAUCGUAUGUAUAUUUAUUUCUAAUUUUGCGUGUAGAUAUUUCUUAUAUGUGUUUAUAAGUGACGUUUAUGUAGAUCUUUUCAGAGUUAUUGAUAACAGUGAAAGUUAGUCCGUGGGUUUUGAUGCGACCCAUGCAGUGUGAAUGAAUUGUUUCAGUUAUCAUGCACUGCGCUGUAAUAUUUAG